Xylaria bambusicola is the source of this 2578-nucleotide messenger RNA. RefSeq names its product alpha amylase. The transcript is spliced from 8 exons. Gene Ontology annotation, molecular function: hydrolase activity, hydrolyzing O-glycosyl compounds; cation binding; 1,4-alpha-glucan branching enzyme activity. NCBI's taxonomy places the organism in Eukaryota, Fungi, Ascomycota, Sordariomycetes, Xylariales, Xylariaceae. Gene Ontology annotation, cellular component: cytoplasm. Gene Ontology annotation, biological process: glycogen biosynthetic process. Bases 285 to 2396 code for a protein of 703 amino acids. The record is from RefSeq and is a predicted model, not a curated record.
CACUUUCCAUCGUAAUUCUUCCGUCCUGAGCCAAAACGGCCCAUAUCUGAGAAAGCCCCGCUAUAAACUAAAUAGAUCGAGUUCCAAGCUUGCUCUUGCUCUUGCUAGCUACCUAUCUACCUACCCUAGCUCGGAGACUCCAUUUCUCUCUAUUGGGAUAACAGUGUCUCGGUCAAAACAGCUCGGCUCAGUUAUUUGGGCCUUGCUUUGCCUUGCAUUGUCGUACUAUUUUCCCGCCAAAUAUACCAGAACCACGCGUAGCAAUUGGGAAUCCAGUCAUCAACAUGGCCGACAUAGCAGAGCAAUCCUCCAACACCUUGCUCUCAGGCCCUGGUGCAGGGCUGCCAAAUGACGGGACUGGUGUCACAAAGCUUGACCCUUACCUAUCACCCUUCCAAGAUGCACUGAAGAGGAGAUAUGCAAAAGCUCAAGAAUGGAUUAAGAAACUCGCCGAGCUGGAAGGGGGUGUUGAGAAGUUCUCAAGGGGUGCUGAGACAUUCGGCUUCAAUGUGGACAAGGACAACAACAUUAUCUAUCGUGAAUGGGCGCCGAAUGUCAUAGAGGCCUCUCUCGUUGGAGAUUUCAAUGACUGGAAUAUCAAAGCCCAUCCCAUGAAGAAGAGCGAGUUUGGUGUCUGGGAGAUAACAUUACCCGCGAUAGAUGGGCAACCUGCCAUUCCUCAUAACUCAAAGAUCAAGAUCUCUAUGGAGACCAAAGCAGGUGUUCGGAUCGAUCGACUACCUGCCUGGAUCAAAUACGUCACCCAGGAUUUGAAAGUAUCACCCGCCUAUGAUGCCCGGUUUUGGAAUCCUCCCGAGAACGAGAGGUAUACUUUUAAGCACCCAAGACCGAAGAAGCCCCUGAGUGCUCGCGUGUACGAAGCUCAUGUCGGUAUUUCGUCCCCUGAGUUGCGAGUCACGACAUUCAAGGAGUUCACCAAGGAUAUGCUACCACGGAUAAAAAGCUUGGGCUACAAUGUAAUUCAGCUUAUGGCUAUCAUGGAGCACGCAUACUACGCCAGUUUCGGAUAUCAAGUGAACAACUUCUUCGCCGCCAGCAGCCGUUAUGGCACACCCGAAGAUCUCAAGGAACUAAUUGACACCGCACAUAGCAUGGGGCUUGUUGUUCUGCUGGACGUUGUACACAGCCACGCGUCUAAAAACGUGCUCGACGGCCUCAAUGAAUUUGACGGUACAGAUAACCUGUACUUCCACGAGGGCGGUAGAGGUCGACACGAUCAGUGGGACAGCAGAUUGUUCAACUAUGGGAGCUAUGAAGUCAUGAGAUUCCUCCUCAGUAACCUAAGGUUCUGGAUGGAUGAAUAUCAUUUCGAUGGCUUCCGUUUCGAUGGUGUAACGAGUAUGCUCUACCAUCAUCAUGGAAUUGGGGCGGGAUUUUCCGGGGGUUACCACGAGUACUUCGGUCCUGAAGUUGAUGAAGAAGCGGUAGUGUACUUGAUGGUCGCAAACGAAAUGCUACAUGACCUGUACCCUGAAUGUAUUACGAUAGCAGAGGACGUUUCUGGCAUGCCUGCUCUCUGCCUACCCCUAUCCCUCGGUGGUGUUGGCUUCGACUACAGAUUAGCCAUGGCUAUUCCCGACAUGUGGAUUAAGAUUUUGAAAGAAAAAAAGGACGAAGAGUGGGACAUGGCAAGCAUCUGCUGGAUCCUUACUAACAGGCGGCAUGGAGAGAAGACAAUUGCCUACUGCGAAAGUCACGAUCAAGCACUCGUGGGAGAUAAGUCAUUGAUGAUGCAUCUCUGCGAUGCAGAAAUGUAUACUCAUAUGUCGGUCCUCUCGGAACUGACACCCGUCAUCGCACGUGGCAUGGCAUUGCACAAGAUGAUUCGUCUGCUCACGCACGGUCUGGGCGGCGAGGGCUAUCUUAACUUCGAGGGUAACGAAUUCGGCCAUCCGGAGUGGCUAGACUUCCCGCGCGAGGGGAACAAUAACUCCUUCUGGUACGCACGACGUCAGCUGAAUCUCACAGGGGACAACCUCCUGCGAUAUAAGGACCUCAGCGAGUUCGACCGGCAAAUGAACUUAACAGAGGACCAAUAUGGUUGGCUACACGCUCCGCAGGCAUACAUAAGCCUCAAGAACGAGAGCGACAAGGUCAUCGUGUUUGAGCGUGCCGGCUGCGUCUUCAUCUUCAACUUCCACCCAUUUCAGAGCUUCUCGGAUUACCGUAUCGGGAUUGAGACGCCCGGCACAUACAAGAUCGUGCUCAAUACUGAUGCCAAGGAAGCGGGUGGGUUCGGGCACGUCGAGCCCUCUACGAGGUUCUUCACUACGCCUAUGGAGUGGAAUGGCAGGAAGAACUGGACGCAUAUAUACAUUCCUUCACGGACUGCUUUGGUCUUGGCUCUCGAGUCUCCUGUUUCGCAGAAUGUGUAGUUUCUUGGAAGGAUAAUAUCACAAAAUACGAAUAUGGCGGACUGUUGCGCGAAAAUUAUUAGUCGUUGUUUCUUUUAUUUAACUGGACUCUCUCGAUUCCGUUAAGCAUAUGCUAAGCGAGCUAGAAUAACACAAAGUAGUCAUGCUAUCAAUCUUUGAAGAUCAUCCGUGGAAUAAAUGUC